UGUUGAAAAUGAUCGAAUCUACGAUACUGAAGAGGUGGGAAAAUUACUAGCAAUCCAGUACCUGCGAAGAUUGAACGGAUUAUUGAUUGCUCGAGGAGGCUUCGGAGGUUGAUCUCAAUGAGGGAAGCUGAAAGGUGCAGAAAUGACGAAUCAAGCACACCAUUGGUGGCACAAAAUGAUGGUCUGGGAUUUGAUGGGAUUAUUCCUCAAUUAUUUACCUCUUUACCAGCUCUAAAUGAAGCUGCUUCUUAUCUUGCACAAACAACUACUUACUUAACUGGUUGUUUUUCUGAUUAUUCUGUGGAACCUGCUGCUAGAGAUUCGACAGAUUCCGUUGUACAUGCACAAGAAUUAGUGACAUUUUCUUCUGGACGGCCUGAGGAGUCUGUGAUUAGUGAUCAUCCAUCUGCAACUGGAAGCAGCUCAACAUCGUUUGAAUCCUCUAGUUCUGCAACUACCGCCCCUGCUAACCAUGUUGGAGUAGCAAGGGCCUCUGGUGGAGAUCUAUCUGAAAAUACUGAUGCAAUUGUACAAUCAAAUCAGACUGGGCAAAAUGGGAUUUCGAUUUUUCAAGGGCUUAUUGAAAGAGCACGGAGGACUGUUCGUGGAUCUGCAGACGAUAUAGGAUGGCUAAAGUGUGAUCCAGAGAUGCCUUCAGUUGAAGAUGGAACUGAGAGGUUUACGGAAAUUCUUGACAAUAUUAGGCAUGGUCUGCACAAACUGCCAAGCUCGAUGGUUUAUUUAUUGGUUCCAGGUCUUUUCAGCAACCAUGGACCUCUUUAUUUUGUCAGUACAAAAACAAGUUUCUCAAAGAUGGGUCUGACUUGUCAUAUUGCCAAGAUUCACAGUGAGGCUUCAGUUGAGAAAAAUGCCAGAGAGAUCAAAGAUUACAUUGAGGAAAUUUAUUGGGGUUCCAAGAAACGUGUUUUGCUUCUUGGACAUAGCAAAGGGGGAGUAGAUGCAGCGGCUGCUUUAUCUAUAUAUUGGUCUGACUUGAAAGAUAAGGUUGCUGGGUUGGCAUUGGCUCAGAGUCCAUAUGGUGGAAGCCCUAUAGCGUCAGAUAUCUUGAGACAAGGACAGCUUGGUGAUUAUGUUAAUCUACGUAAACUUAUGGAGAUUCUAAUUUGUAAAGUGAUUAAGGGGGACAUGCAAGCUUUGGAAGACUUGACUUAUGAGAGGAGGAAGGAAUUUUUGAAGAAACACCAUUUACCGAGGGAGCUUCCUGUUGUUUCCUUCCACACUGAAGCUGGCAUCAGUCCUGCUGUUCUCGCAACAUUAUCUCAUGUUGCUCAUGCGGAGCUACCAUUGAUGGCUCCCCUCUCUGCUGGCCAGCCUGCAAGGCUGCCUGUGGUCAUGCCCCUUGGUGCUGCAAUGGCUGCAUGUGCCCAGUUGCUUCAGGUGAGGUACGGUGAGAAGAGUGAUGGACUUGUGACGCGCUGUGAUGCUGAAGUCCCUGGAUCUGUCGUGGUGCGGCCAAAACGCAAAUUAGAUCAUGCCUGGAUGGUUUAUUCAUCAUUGAAGGAUGAUCCAUCUGAAGCAGAUGCAGCCCAAGUGUGUGAGGCUCUUUUGACAUUGCUUGUGGAAGUUGGGCAGAGAAAAAGACAUGAACUCUCAAUGAAAGAUGAAUGACCAUCAGGCGGCCCAUCUCGUUGCCACAAUUGGUUAGUUAUCGUUCUUUAAAUUCUUUUACCAUAUGACUUCAGCAACGUAGGUUGAAGUCUGACACUCGUGUAUAUAGCUGAAAGUUAGGCAGGCUCAGUGUUCCCAAUUUGUAAAAACAGAAAAAAGGUAUGACAAUGAUCCAAGAUUAGAAGGAAUUGUUUAAUAUAGCUGAACUUUCCCAAGACUUAACUCAUUGAGUUCUUUAAAGAUUGAUUAUUAAUUAUGCUUAA
Theobroma cacao (cacao) is the source of this 1892-nucleotide messenger RNA. RefSeq names its product alpha/beta-Hydrolases superfamily protein. The record is from RefSeq and is a predicted model, not a curated record. NCBI's taxonomy places the organism in Eukaryota, Viridiplantae, Streptophyta, Magnoliopsida, Malvales, Malvaceae.